AUGUGGAAAUUGAACAGAAAUCUUUCAAGUAUCUUAAAAACUCGUGCUCGAANGUUGAUGAAAUUCGAUUGGAUGAAGAAAAUGACGAUGUCGUCGUCGUCGUCGUCGUCGUCGUCGUCGUCGAAAUCGUCGACAUCGUCGACAUCAUCGACAUCGUCGACAUCGUCGACAUCGUCGACAUCAUCGACAUCGUCGACAUGGUCCUCAUCGUCGUCAACCAAUCUAUCUAACAUGGUGGUUCCUAAGAACGAGGUGAUCAGAUUUAUCUCCGAUUGUUUAUGCAAGGUCGGAACAACCCCCGAGGAUGGGUAUAUCGUUGGCCAUCACUUAAUGACUUCCGAUUAUUGUGGCCAUUUUAGUCAUGGAAUGAACAGAAUGCAAGCUUACGUGUUGAGUAUCAAAAAUGGAAUAACCAAUCCUUCCGCGAAACCGACGGUCGUUAAUGAUUUUCAGGCGGUAGCUUUAAUCGACGGGAACAACGGAUUGGGGCAUACGAUCGGUAAAUAUUGCAUGGAGCUCGCGAUAGACAAGGCGAAGAAGUACGGUAUCUCAAUGAUCACGGUUCGCGGCUCGAAUCAUUACGGGAUAUGCGGUUAUUACACCCAAAUGGCGAUCGAAAAAGAUUUGAUAGGGUUCACCUGCUCGAACACCAGUCCAUUGAUGGCCCCGACGCGGAGCAAGAUCUCGGGAUUGGGGACGAAUCCGUUGUCCCUGGGGAUGGGGGCGUCGGGCGGCGACAAGUUCUUGUUGGACAUGGCGACGACAGCCGUCGCGUUUGGAAAAAUCGAGCUGGCCAUGAGGAAGAACGAAUCGAUUCUCAAGGGUUGGGCGCUCGGCACGGAUGGGAAGAUCACGACGAACGCUCAAGAUGCGUUCAAUGCCGGCCGUUUGAUGCCACUCGGUGGCGUGGAGGAAAAUUCGAGCUACAAAGGGUAUGGAUUGGCGUUGAUGGUCGAGGUGCUUUGCGGGAUCCUAUCAGGAAGCGAUUUCGGGCCUAACAUCAGGCAAUGGAAGGACAGGGCGAAAGUUGCCAAUCUUGGCCACUGUUUCAUAGUUAUAAAUCCUGACGCGUUUACAACCGGAUCGAAGGACAGGUUGGCCAAAUUGUUGACUCAAUUGAGAAACUUGCCUCCCACCGAGAACAAAUCUGUCUUGAUACCCGGGGACCCGGAAAAAAAUUCCAUGAAACUCGUCGACAGAGAGGGUGGGAUUACGUAUCACCCUAAUCAAUUGAAAUUAUGCAAAGAUUUCGCGGAUAAAAUGGGUGUCAAGCCUAUGCAACUUGUUCCGAAAAAUAGAUUAAAAUAA
Apis dorsata (giant honeybee) is the source of this 1308-nucleotide messenger RNA. RefSeq lists its product as uncharacterized. The record is from RefSeq and is a predicted model, not a curated record. Gene Ontology annotation, molecular function: oxidoreductase activity. NCBI's taxonomy places the organism in Eukaryota, Metazoa, Arthropoda, Insecta, Hymenoptera, Apidae.